Molecule: messenger RNA, 900 nt
Organism: Amorphotheca resinae ATCC 22711
Lineage: Eukaryota; Fungi; Ascomycota; Leotiomycetes; Helotiales; Amorphothecaceae
Exons: 3
Coding region: 424-630 (68 amino acids)
Source: RefSeq, a predicted model, not a curated record
GUCCCCUCCUCCAGCAUCAAGUUUGAGCCAUGGAUCAAUGACGUUCUCCAUCAGAACGUUUCACAAGUAGGCAAUCCAAUAUAGCGUUGGGGCGCCAAUAGUUCGGCGGAGUGCUUACUUGCAGACGACUGCAGCAACUCAAUGUCCACUUUACACACUUGUGCAGAAUUCCGCAACAUCACUUGAGCAAUCUCCUAUAUCACCGGGUAGACGGAAGAGGCUAGUUUGCUGCAGCACUGCGAAGUCGUGAGAGAUCUGAAUAUUGUUUGAAAGGUAUAAAGACGCCAACACCCUCGCCAGCCUGGGGUUGGAAUAAGUCUCUCGGCCAUUGUCGACCCAUCGAAACUCCCAAGUCGCAAACCUCAAAUCGCUCUCCUGAUAUUACUGAAUCUCGGCAAAGCGCUUCACAACAAAAUCACGACAAUGACGCUUCCUUCAGUUGCAAAUGUCAUCUUCGAGGUUCCAACUGAUGAGCCUUCGAUUUAUUACAACCCAGCACCACCGAGCCCUGAUAUGGGCGUGAGAGUUGUUCCGAUGACUGGAGUGAGAUGUCCCACUUGCGCUGCCAAUGGGCAGGAGGUCUGGGUCAUUCCUGGAAAAGCUUGCCCGUACUGUGGUACGAACUGCUAGUGGAAAGAACUAGUUCCCGCACUGGGGGAUUGAUGAACUAGAGGAAAUGAACACAAGAUCCGCAUCAAUCCCCGAUGGGCAAUACAGUACCAAUUCAAUUCGAUUGCUGGGAAGUCCAUAGAUUAGGGAAUGGGAAUCGAGGAGUCAGAGAAUGUGGUGUUUCGGGCAUUCUUACUUCGGAGACUCGGAGUUAUGAUUUUUCAAGGACUGGGAAAAGCAUUUGCGGUGUGUGUCUAGCUUCAACAAGGUUAGGAGGAAAACAACUUGGAA